UCCAACACGCAGCCAUACCGACUGUCGGGAUGUGACCCCGGAACAGGACGCCUCCUUAGAAACAACACUCCAUUCAAAUAAAACACAGGCGAAAAAACGGAUCUGGACCAGGAGAGAGCCUCAGGAGCAGGGGGGAUGAACCGCGAGGAGGCCCCCGGGAAGUCUCCCGAAGAGAUGUACAUCCAGCAGAAGGUGCGCGUGCUGCUCAUGCUCAAGAAGAUGGGAUCAAAUCUGACGCCAAACGAGGAGGCGUUCCUCCGGAAUUACGCAGGUGUGGUGCACAGCCAGAUGAGCCAGCUGCCACAGCACCCCAUCGACCAGGGUGCUGAGGAUGUGGUAAUGGCCUUCUCAAGAUCGGAAACAGAGGACCGGAGACAGUGACCUCCAGCCGCAUUACCUCUCGCUGCAACGACACAACUUA
This is a messenger RNA of Megalops cyprinoides (Indo-Pacific tarpon), 421 nucleotides long. RefSeq names its product beta-catenin-interacting protein 1. Gene Ontology annotation, molecular function: beta-catenin binding. The coding region runs from base 136 to 381 and encodes 81 amino acids. The transcript is spliced from 4 exons. Gene Ontology annotation, biological process: negative regulation of Wnt signaling pathway. The record is from RefSeq and is a predicted model, not a curated record. NCBI's taxonomy places the organism in Eukaryota, Metazoa, Chordata, Actinopteri, Elopiformes, Megalopidae. Gene Ontology annotation, cellular component: cytosol; nucleus; beta-catenin destruction complex.